AUGGGGCCAACACCCAACGUGGCCACUGUUAGCGUCAAUCUUACAGCAAUCCCAAAUACACCUCCCCCAACAUCGCCACCAACAGAGGAACCAACCCCAGAACCAACCCCGGAACCAACCCCGGAACCAACAGAUGAGCCGACUCCAGCGCCAACAGAAGAACCAACUGUUGAACCAACAGCUGUUCCAACUGGCCAGCCAUCAUUCGAUCCAACCCAAACGCUCCCAUCCUUCUCUCCCACUGCCAUGUCAGCAUGCACUGAACCACUUCAAAACAUGGAGGCCACGAUGAUAGUAACGCUUUCAGGAGAUAGUACUUCCAAACAUAACGUUUACUUCGCCAAUGCCUUCUUGAAUGCAUCAAAGUCAGUCGAAUCCACAUGUUCGGUGGAAGUGCUGGCUGUCACUGUCCAAAGCAGGACUUCACAACGGCGUAGCCUCCAGGGAGCAGCUGUGAGUGAGGAUUUGGUGUUCCUGGCGAGUGCUAACCUAGUAUCCCUGGCUGCAUUCUACAGCAAUGAUUUUGUCGGGCCUUUGUCUGAUGCAUUCAAUGCCAUCGUCCGGAAUGCCAAUAUGGAGGCAUGUUUUCAAGGCUCUUCACUUUGCCCAUCGGCCUCUCCAAGUUUAACGCCUUCCAAUAAUCCUUCCGGGUCCCCAAGUGUUAUCCCAUCCCUUUCACCCUCCACCGACCCUAGCCCAGUCCCAUCACUUGUGCCCAGCACCCAGCCCAGCACCCUGCCCAGUUCCAAUCGACCUAGUGUUGAUGCAGCUCUACUGGAUAUUCCAACUGCUCAAGCUACGUAUGGUCCCAUCCACAGUUGGUGCUUUGAAGAAAUGUCCUUUGGCAGACUAUUUAUGGGUGAUGACAUGCAAUCUUUCUCUCAUAACAUCACUGGAUGGGAUGUUAGCAGAAUCACGAGCAUGUAUAGAAUGUUCAGGGGUGCUACAUACUUCAACCAAGACAUUUCUUCGUGGGAUACAGGUUCAGCUACUUCCAUGCAAGGCAUGUUCUUUGGUGCAGCCACCUUCGAUCAAAACAUUGGCGGAUGGGAUCUCAGAUCAGUUACAAAUAUACGAUGGAUGUUCAAUGGAGCUACCAGGUUUAAUCAAGAUAUUGGUGGCUGGACGGUGAGCAAAGUAAGGUGGGUUCGGGACAUGUUCAGCGAUGCCGACUCCUUCAAUCAAGAUAUUUCUGGUUGGGAUGUGGCAAAAGUUUUGGGAAUGGCGAAAAUGUUCCAAGGGAACGAUGCCUUCAACCAAGACAUCAGUGGCUGGGAUGUGUCAAAGGUCAACAACAUGUUUGGGAUGUUCCAGUCUGCAACAGCUUUCAACCGGGACAUCUCAAGUUGGGAUGUAAGCAGAGUUACAAGCAUGUUGCAAACCUUCAGAACUGCAACAUCAUUCAACCAAAAUUUGUGUGCUUGGGGUGGCAAGGGGUCAGGGUGGAAUAGCACCUUUUCAGGAAGCGGCUGCACAGAGCAAGGAGACCCAACAAUACAGUCCGAUGGGGUAACUUGGUCUCCUUUGUGUCAUGUUUGCCCAGUUCCCAGUGGAUCUCCAAGUCAAAUUCCCAGCUUGCUUCCCAGCAAGGCUCCAAGCAAUGUUCCUUCUGGAGGACCAAGUCAUAGACCAAGUCAUAGACCCAGUACCAUACCCAGUUCUGCCCCAAGUAAAUCCCCAAGUGGCAAUCCCAGUGGACCUCCAAGUCAAAUUCCCAGCUUGAUUCCCAGCAAGGCUCCAAGCAAUGUUCCUUCUGGAGGACCAAGUCGUAGACCCAGUACCAUACCCAGUUCUGCCCCAAGUAAAUCCCCAAGUGGCAAUCCCAGUGAAUCUCCAAGUCAAAUUCCCAGCUUGAUUCCCAGCAAGGCUCCAAGCAAUGUUCCUUCUGGAGGACCAAGUCAUAGACCCAGUACCAUACCCAGUUCUGCCCCAAGCAAAUCCCCAACUGGCAAUCCCAGUGGUUCUCCAAGUCAAAUUCCCAGCUUGAUUCCCAGCAAGGCUCCAAGCCAAGCUCCCAGUCCGAACUAGUUUGGUUCCAAAUGACCACAGCCGAGGUAAGAGCUAAUUAACAGCAAGCAGAGGUCCGAACGAAGAAGGCAAGGAAACCGCAACAGAGACACAACUGUGGGCUUGCGCAAUCAACAAACCAUAUGUUUAACUUCGAAUUAUAUAGGCACAACCACCUGUCUCUUUUCCGUA
Molecule: messenger RNA, 2199 nt
Organism: Seminavis robusta
Lineage: Eukaryota; Bacillariophyta; Bacillariophyceae; Naviculales; Naviculaceae
Source: the annotation of a GenBank genome assembly